AUGACGAUACGCUGGCAUUUUGCUCGUUUGCUCAGCGUUUCGUUGAACAGAAAUUGGAAACGCUGUCGUUAAGUUUGUCUCCUUCGGCUCUCCGUAGAUCUCCGACAUAUUGUUUGCGAGGAGCAAAUUCUGGAAGACGAGGAGAGUGUUACGAUUACAACGUUGAUAUAACCAGUAAUCAAAGCGUAUACCCGCAAAGAAAGCACGAUGGAGCCUUCAGGAAGUCCUGCAAAGGAUAAUUUCAGGAUGAACCGUUACAAGAACAAAGCACUCAACCUGGAGGAGAUGCGUCGGAGAAGGGAGGAGGAAGGCAUUCAGCUGAGGAAACAGAAACGAGAGCAACAGCUGUUUAAGAGGAGAAAUGUGGAGCUCCUGGGUGAAGAAGGGGGAAUGUUUGACAGUCCACUUACGGAUUCCUACAUCUCCUCCACCACAGCACCAGAUGGAGUAAUUACAAGAGACAUGGUUGAAAUGCUCUUCUCAGAAGAUCCUGAACUACAACUGGUCACAACACAGAGAUUCAGAAAACUGCUUUCCAAAGAACCAAACCCUCCUAUUGACGAGGUUAUAAGCACACCGGGAGUUGUGAAUAGAUUCGUUGAGUUCCUUCAAAAAAGUACCAAUUGCACUUUACAGGUGAGAUGUGAUGAAAUAAAGGCACUGACCAACAUCGCAUCUGGAACAUCUCAACAGACAAAGUUUGUGAUCGAGGCCGGUGCUGUACCUGUCUUUAUCGAGCUUCUCAACUCAGAGUUUGAAGACGUGCAGGAGCAGGCUGUUUGGGCUUUGGGGAACAUUGCGGGAGACAGCGCUGUGUGCAGAGAUUAUGUGCUAAACUGUAAUAUACUUUCUCCUCUACUAAUGCUGCUGACCAAAUCAACUCGUCUAACAAUGACCAGGAAUGCUGUGUGGGCCUUGUCCAACCUCUGCAGAGGCAAAAGUCCACCCCCAGACUUUGAGAAGGUGUCUCCAUGCCUGCCUGUGCUGUCCCGUCUUUUGUUCAGCAGUGAUUCAGACCUGCUGGCUGAUGCCUGUUGGGCUUUGUCCUAUCUCUCUGAUGGGCCCAAUGAGAAGAUCCAAGCAGUUAUUGAUUCAGGGGUCUGCAGGAGGCUGGUGGAGCUGCUCAUGCAUACCGAUUACAAGGUGGCCUCUCCUGCUCUGAGGGCCGUUGGAAACAUUGUUACAGGAGAUGACAUUCAGACACAGGUGGUGUUGAACUGCUCAGCUCUCCCCUGCCUCCUGCACCUGCUCAGUAGUGCCAAGGAAUCCAUCAGGAAGGAGGCCUGCUGGACUAUCUCCAACAUCACAGCGGGAAACAGAGCGCAGAUUCAGACCGUAAUAGAUGCAAACAUCUUCCCAGUCUUGAUAGAUAUCCUACAGAAAGCAGAAUUCCGCACCAGGAAGGAGGCGGUGUGGGCGAUCACUAAUGCCACGUCAGGUGGCACACCUGAGCAGAUCAGGUAUCUGGUGAAUUUGGGCUGCAUUAAACCUCUUUGUGAUCUUUUGACUGUGAUGGACUCCAAGAUCGUACUGGUGGCUUUGAAUGGUUUGGAGAACAUUCUCAGACUGGGCGAGCAGGAGGCCAAACAGAACGGCAGCGGCCUCAACCCUUACUGCAGUCUUAUAGAGGAAGCCUAUGGUUUGGACAAAAUCGAGUUCCUACAGAGUCAUGAAAAUCAGGAGAUCUACCAGAAAGCCUUUGACCUCAUCGAGCACUAUUUUGGAGUAGAGGAAGAGGAUGCCAGUCUGGCACCCCAGGUGGAUGAGAACCAGCAGCAGUUUCUUUUCCCGCAGCAGGAGGCCCCCAUGGAGGGCUUCCAGCUAUAACCAGCCUUCAGACACUUCCCGGCUGCCCCUUCCCUUUACACCCAUCCCUGCACCCCAUACCGGUACUAAAACAUACGUCGGAAACACUCAGUGCAACCAUUCAUAUCUGGGUGAAGCAAAUUUUCGACCUGUGACACAGACUGAUUUAUUUAUUCACUGAGGUGUGUCUCACACAGGGGAACAUAUCCACUGCCCUGUCACACACAAGAGAGCUGGAUUUUAGUUUCUUUCAUUUCCCCCCCUCAGUGAUGCAGCUAAAUAAUCAUCUACCUCAGGUAGAGAUUGUGGCGCUGUCUUUUUUUUUUUUUUUUUUUUU
Sinocyclocheilus grahami is the source of this 2143-nucleotide messenger RNA. RefSeq names its product importin subunit alpha-7-like. Gene Ontology annotation, biological process: protein import into nucleus. Gene Ontology annotation, molecular function: protein binding; nuclear import signal receptor activity. The record is from RefSeq and is a predicted model, not a curated record. NCBI's taxonomy places the organism in Eukaryota, Metazoa, Chordata, Actinopteri, Cypriniformes, Cyprinidae. Bases 208 to 1827 code for a protein of 539 amino acids. The transcript has 14 exons. Gene Ontology annotation, cellular component: cytoplasm.